Messenger RNA from Eruca vesicaria subsp. sativa (arugula), 810 nucleotides. The record is from the annotation of a GenBank genome assembly. NCBI's taxonomy places the organism in Eukaryota, Viridiplantae, Streptophyta, Magnoliopsida, Brassicales, Brassicaceae.
AUGAGUUUCCAAGAUUUAGAAGCUGGAAAAGGAAGAUCGAGGAAGAUCAAUGGUGGUGGUGUUCGUCAAGAUUCAACCCAAGCCGUUGCUUCCGGUAUCUUCCAGAUCAACACCGGAGUCUCCACGUUUCAACGGCUCGUUAACACGCUCGGUACUCCCAAAGAUACCCCGGAGCUCCGUGAAAAGCUGCACAAGACACGGUUACUUAUAGGGCAGCUUGUGAAGGACACGUCAGCUAAACUUAAAGAAGCUAGUGAAACUGAUCAUCGUAGUGGUGUCAAUCCAAGUAAGAAGAUUGCAGAUGCUAAGCUUGCAAAGGACUUUCAAGCUGUGUUGAAAGAGUUUCAGAAAGCUCAACAGACUGCUGCUGAAAGAGAAUCUGCUUAUGCUCCUCUCUUGCCUCCUUCUGCUCAUCCUUCUAGCUAUGCAGCGAGUGAAGUGGAUAAGAUCCCUGAACAGAGGGCACAAGUUAUGGAGUCAAAAAGGCAGGAACUUGUACUGUUAGACAACGAGAUUGCAUUCAAUGAGGCUGUGAUCGAAGAAAGAGAGCAAGGGAUACAAGAGAUUCAUAAUCAAAUUGGAGAGGUUAACGAAAUAUUCAAAGAUCUUGCUGUUCUGGUUAAUGAUCAAGGAGUCAUGAUAGAUGAUAUUGGUACUCAUAUUGACAACUCUCGAGCUGCAACUGCACAAGGAAAAUCUCAGCUCGCACAAGCCUCCAAAACACAAAGAUCAAACUCAUCUCUGACAUGCUUGCUCUUGGUGAUAUUUGGCAUUGUACUCCUGAUCGUGAUCAUCGUACUCGCCGCUUGA